GUGAGAUAGAUAAGAUAAGAUAAUUUGAUAAUUAUUUCGUCGCAGUCCAGAAAGUUACCUAUCAUUUUGAAUGUAGCCUAGACAAGGAGUGGUCGGCUUUGUAUGAUUUCCUUCUCGGAUUGUCCGUUGUAACAUUUCAUAAGAAAGUCGCAGUCUCGCGGAGAAGGCUGAAAAUGAGCAACAGAUUCGCAGACGUAGAUACGCACGCUGUGCUGCUCAUGGAGGACAAGGAGAUGAAGACUUACCGCCAGAAGAUGCUCGCCGAGAAACAACAGCACGACUGGGAAAUGAAACUGUUGGAGAAGGAAAGACGAAUCGCCUGGAACUCCGACAGGGCUGAAGAAACCCGGCUGCUGUCUCGUCUGGAGAACAUAAACAAGCGCAUUCUGCAGAUAAACAAAGAAAAUUCCAGAAAACAGAGGGAGCAGACGAGAGCAAUGUUUUCGACCAAAAACAGACUCCUACAAGUAGGAUGCACUAAGUCGUCGCAGAAUUCGGAAGAAAACGAGAAAAAUGCCGUCUUAGCCAGAAAACCAUUUUUGUCGUCGUCUUGGCCGGGAGGCCUGGGGUACCUGGAUAUGUUCCAAGACUCGCACAGCGGUGCCCUGAAGCAAGGAGGCCUAAAGCUUGACCCUGAUGCAAAGCCGCUCAAGAGCCAAGCAACUUCAAUACCAGGCCAUCCUUCCAUACAACAGACGCUGUACCACAUUCCCGUGAUCUCUGAAAAGCCCGGCCACGUGCAACCAAGAAACACGACCGCUUCACCGCAGAAGUCGAAAAAUAAAAAGAAGCGCGACCACAAACUGCACUCAGAAACCAACGACGAGGACACCAAGGAACCAGUCAAACCCAGACUAGCCCGCCGUGCAAGCAUGGACCCGAAGGUCCUCGCGUCCCUCUUGAACGUCGAUGAAUCUUUAGUUCAGAAACAGAAUCAGGUUUUCCAGAGGGCAAGGCUAAACUCCGACGCCGCUCUCAGAGUGAACGCCGACGAUGCGCAAGAACAAACAGACGAAAACGAAAAGAGUAACAAGAAGACGCCGUGUAUAAGUAAGAUCCAGCGCAGGGCAAGCGUGACCUCCAUGCAUUUGUCCAGUGACUUGUUAAAAGUCGGCUUUCCGGAUUGGAAGGCCCGGGAAGAAAUGUUGCCGAUAACGUGCCCCAACACCGAACAGUCGCCACCGACUGGUUUCAGUUUUGUCUCCCAGGCCCGGAGAAGCUCCCUGCCGUCCCUGUCCACCGCACAUCACGCCAUGCACGCGAAGCUGGGUUCGACUGCUACAAGAAAGAUGAGCAAAUCGAAAACCUCGUCGUUAGACAAGCUCGAAAAUGUGAUCGAAGAAAGCGAGGAAAAUUUGCACCAUUCGAAACCACGAAGAUUUUGAUACCAUGUGAGUACCAUGUCGAUCGAUUGUAAUUUAUCACCUGAAAGAAAGAAAGAACUACAGGGACAACAACAUGUGUUCUUACGAACUAUUACAGGUUGGAGAGCGUCUAGAUCUCAGACCUGCCAACUGUAAUUUCCUAGCUAGGGUAUAAUCUGUGUUUUAAGUAUCGUAGCUAUGCUAUAUGUCAUAGGGACUUAGAGACAAGAUCCUGUGUGAAAUAGACUCAUUGAAACGAUGGAAAAGUCAAUGUCGUGGUCAUCUCUUCACAAGCUACAUUGUUAAUAUAUAGGAAGGAGGAGCACAUGCAUUUCUUACGCUGUACGAACGCGUUGAAACCCUGAGAUUUAUUUUUACAAAUCAGGUUUUGUUUUAGUCUGGUCCAGGACUAGCUCAACAGAUCAUGUAUGAUGUACUCUGGCUGUCUUCUGGUUGUAAAUAAACAC
Molecule: messenger RNA, 1831 nt
Organism: Branchiostoma belcheri (Belcher's lancelet)
Lineage: Eukaryota; Metazoa; Chordata; Leptocardii; Amphioxiformes; Branchiostomatidae
Exons: 2
Coding region: 174-1385 (403 amino acids)
Source: RefSeq, a predicted model, not a curated record